CACACACUCGCGCUCACCAAGUCGGGGCACUGCUUCAGCUUUGGAUUUGGCGAGGCGGGGCAGCUCGGCCACGGCGAUGCGGCGACCCUGUGGCGGCCUCGUCUCAUCACUGCGCUGCUGGGCGAGCGCGCCGUUGAUGUUUCUGCGGGGCAGCAGCAUAGCCUCGUCCUCACCGCCGCCGGCGCGUCCUACGCGUUCGGCUCCGGCUUCAGCGGCAAGCUUGGACUUGGUGACCAGCGCAGUCACGCCCUCCCUCAACGCAUCGGCGCGCUCGCGCAGGUCCGCGUCGCCGUCCUCGAGGCGGGAGCGCUGCACAGCCUCGCGGCGGACGAGGGCGGGGCCGUCCACAGCUUUGGGUGCGGCUCGGAUUGGCAGCUCGGCCACGGCACGCGCGAGGACGAGCACACGCCGCGGCCAGUCGCGGCGCUCCUGGGCAGGCGCAUCGUGCGGCUGGCGGGAGGGGAGCACCACUCCCUCGCUGUCGACCACGCGGGGCAGCUCUACUCGUGGGGCGCAGGCGAGGCGCGAGAGCGGACGAGCGGCUACGCGGGAGGCUGGCUAGGCCACCGCGCUGUCGACCCGCAGCCGCUGCCGCGGCCAGUCGCCGCGCUCUGCGGUGUGCGCAUCGCCGCCGUCGCCGCGAGCAGCCGGCAUAGCCUCGCCUUGGCCGACGGCGGCGCGCUAUUCUCCUUCGGCGACGGCGACGGCGGCAAGCUCGGGCACGACGACGGCGGCCGCAUGCACUGGGUGCCGACGCGCAUACGCGCGCUUGAAGGGCUCCGCGUGGCCGCCGUCACCGCUGGUGAGGCGCACAGCAUGUGCGUGCUCGAGGACGGCCGACUGCUGAGCUGGGGCUGCGGCGGCGCUCUCGGGCUC
Emiliania huxleyi CCMP1516 is the source of this 876-nucleotide messenger RNA. RefSeq lists its product as hypothetical. NCBI's taxonomy places the organism in Eukaryota, Haptophyta, Isochrysidales, Noelaerhabdaceae. The transcript has 2 exons. The record is from RefSeq and is a predicted model, not a curated record. The annotation marks the transcript as partial.